UUGUAAUACGGGCGGGCUCCGGCAGCAGGGCGGGAUGGACGUGGCCGUGGACUUGUACCCGGCCGUCCGGCUGCUCCUCACCGUCCUGGCCCUCCUCAUCGCCCCCGUCUUCGUGAGGCUGCGGGUAGCAGAGGGGGAGGGGCACCGGGAGCCACCGGCGGCCGAAGCGGCCCGGGAGAGCGGCCCCGGGGACCAGGAGGCCGGGAGGGGGCGGCUGCCGGUGGAGGAGGGGAAGGAGGCGGCGGAGGAGCCGAGACCCGCAGCCGAGCCCAGCCCCGCUGGGGCCGAGAGCAUCUCCCGGCAGCCGCCUGCGGAGCCCCACGAGCCUGAUCGCCAGGAGGAUGCAGAGAGCAAGAUACCACCUCUGGGAGCUCCAUCUGGGUCCAGCCUCGGACACCCGGGACAAGCGGAGGAUGCAGGAGACCACGCAGCAUUUCUCAGCAAGGCAGAGGAGGAAGAUCUGGAGUCAGUAAAAGAGAAGCUGGUGGUGAGAGACCCGGCAAGCACAGCAGCUACACCAGCCCCAGUGACAAGUACAGCAGCAUCAUUUGAGAGUUCUGAAGGUUUUGAAUGGCCUUUGGGUACCCUUGGGACCUGCCUGCUGAUUGUGAUGGGGAUCAUCAUGUUGGCACACAUACAGACUGUGUUUUACCCACAACCAUUUUGUCUGAUCUCAAAAGUUAAGCAGAGUUGGGUUUAGGGUCUUGUCUAGGGUUAGACGAUAAUAGAAUAGGACCAAGAGUUUUUCCCCAAGGCUGGACAGUCAUGAGUGGCAGAGUGUGUGGGACAGUAUGGGUGAGUAUCUAGUCCACUGGGCCCAUCCAGUGCUUUGGAAGUGUCGGAGAUGGAAGGCAGCUGUAUGGAGUCCCCAGCAACAAGUUGCAGAGACUGCUGAAGGGAAUGGUGAAUUAUUUUGAGCCUGGUGGGCCCAUGACACUUCAGGCCAUCAGGGCAGAGAUGCAACAUAGAGAUGGACUCAUGAUCAAGGGGUGGACUUAGCAAUGGAUGCUAUUGCUCAGAUUGUUCACAAGUGUGAACACUGCACACAGCCUCUCCGGCUCUGAAAGACUGUUAAG
Neopsephotus bourkii (Bourke's parrot) is the source of this 1076-nucleotide messenger RNA. RefSeq lists its product as uncharacterized. The record is from RefSeq and is a predicted model, not a curated record. The transcript has a single exon. Bases 35 to 700 code for a protein of 221 amino acids. Lineage: Eukaryota; Metazoa; Chordata; Aves; Psittaciformes; Psittacidae.